Messenger RNA from Phaedon cochleariae (mustard beetle), 1347 nucleotides. The record is from the annotation of a GenBank genome assembly. Lineage: Eukaryota; Metazoa; Arthropoda; Insecta; Coleoptera; Chrysomelidae.
AUGUGCAAUCACGUCGAGAGCCCUCAAACCAGAAAUCUCAUGAACGACACUCUCUUAGACACGGCGAACAGAUACCAGCAGCAAGAUACGUUUUUGUACUCAGACUCGGACGUUUGGUUCAGAGCAGCCACUAUAGCUGUUCCCAUCUGUGGAGCUGUCAUUCUUUUCGUUCUCAUCGCCUUGGCUGUGAAAAUUCUCAAGAACGAACAUCAAAGUUCUGCUAUGCACAAAUUGGGUCCGACAAUGUACGUGCAUGCCAUGCCUCAGCAAUCCAAACCUGUCAAAGAGAAGUGCCCUCAUGACACCUUCGACAGGACGUACAGCAAUCUGCUGAGGGAAGGCUACGUUCCCACACACCACAACACCUGCCACCCCAGUCCCACCGCGGACUACCAGAGGCAUCACCAGGUGCCUCUGCUCGCCCCCAGCGAAGCAAAAAAUACCACCAACGCUAGGUACAACUUUUUGAAUCGGGACGCGGAUUCCCGAACAACCUUCGUGUUGGAUAUCGAGAAAAACCAGUCUGGUUGCUCGGAAGUGAACGUGGCGAAUGGUUCGGGUGAUGCCAGUGUUCGAACGAGGGAUUCCUACACUUUUACCUUCCGUCUCACCAUCACAACACAUGUUACCCCAGUCCGACCAGGGACUACCAGAGGCAUCACUAGGUGCCUCUGCUCGCGCAUAGCGAAGCAAAAAAUACCACCAACGCUGUGGUACAACUUUUUGAAACGGGACGCGGAUUUCCGAACGUCCUUCGUGUUGGAUGUCCAGAAAAACCAGUCUGGUUUCUCGAAAAAGAGCGUCAAAUGGAAUGAUAUAUUUUUCAAACGUUCAUCAUCUCGAAAUAUCAAGAAAUUGUCCGGCGAAUUGAGAGAUCACCGUUCACAGUACCUAUCGACGACAACUGACAAACGUCGAGCAACCACGGAUCAAGAUGGUGCUGAAUACUUUAUGUUCCUUGGAAUAGAGGUCAGCAACGAAUAUUUGCUGAAUGUUUCCAAUCUGAAUUUGUCGUUUCUAAAUCCUCAUUAUGAGAAACAAAUCAUCAAUUUAAAGUGUUCGAACGAGGGAUUCCUACACUUUUACCUUCCCACUCACCACCACAACACAUAUCACCCCAGUCCAACCGGGGACUACCAGAGGCAUCACCAGGUGCCUCAGCUGGCGCAUAGCGAAGCAAAAAACGCAACCAACGCUAGAUUCAACUUUUUGAAUAGGGACGUGGAUUCCCGAGCAACCUUCAUUUUGCAUAUCGAGAAAAAGCAGUCUGGUUGUUCGGAAGUGAACGUGGCGAAUGGUUCGGGUGAUGCCAGUAAAUUUCAGACGGGAAAGACUUGUGUUUCUUAG